AUGUUAUUUAAAUCAAUCCAAUCAAUCAACAACAUCAAAUCAUCAACCAAUAACAAAGUUGCUACCGAUAUGAUCAACCAAGGACAAUCCUCAAACAAUGUUGCCGUCUUAGGUUUAGUUAUUGACCUUAACCCACUCUUAAACCUUAAAGUUAGUCUCUAA
This is a messenger RNA of Dictyostelium purpureum, 162 nucleotides long. RefSeq lists its product as uncharacterized. The transcript is spliced from 2 exons. Bases 1 to 162 code for a protein of 53 amino acids. The record is from RefSeq and is a predicted model, not a curated record. NCBI's taxonomy places the organism in Eukaryota, Evosea, Eumycetozoa, Dictyosteliales, Dictyosteliaceae.